AUGCCGUCUUUCAGCUCUGUGGUCCGCAAGCCGGGCCAGAAGAUCCAGCCCAAGGGCCCUAAAAGAAAUGUGCAGAGAAACCCGGCCCGCCAUGCGGCGCCUCCAUCGUUGACGCCGGAGAGCCAGACUGUGAGUCCCGCUGUUGAGGCUGUUGAUAAAGAAGCACCGAGAACAGUAAACGAGCUGCAGCUAGCAGAGGCAGAAGCAAUAGGCGAAAGACACGAAAUCCCCUCGACCAUUCCUUCCCUUGCACCUUCGAUUCCUGCGAUUGUUCCGUCCGUAGAAACAGCAAGAGAGACCUAUGAGCAGGCAGUUGGGGACGCAGCACCAACCACGGAUCGCGCCCCCUCCUUAUCCGUCGAGAUAACCGUGCCCGGCAAUGCGAGCACUGGUGUUCAAAUCAUCCAUCCUGUCAACAUCACCCAGAGCGACGGAAGUGCUAUACCAAACGUCAUCCCCACCAUCUCUAGUAAUACCCCGUCCUCUACGGCGCAGAAACGAAAAGAGACAAACGAACCAACCCCUGCUGCUUCGGAAGACUCUUCUACAGAGAGGGAAACUACAGAAGAGCCUAGGAAGCGUCCAAAGACAACACCUGCCGCCCAGCAUGUGGAAGAGCCAGAAUCUCAAGCGCCCUCUGCGUCUGAUACCGUUCCUUUGACGUCGAGACACAGCUCUGGAUACCGACGGAGCGAGUCUCGUACUUCGGAUGCACUCAUACAAGAUGCAACUACAGGAGCUGCCCACGUCUCUGAGCUAGCGCAGCAUAUCGAGAACAGCGCAAGAUCACAACGGUCUCGUUCAGAGGUCCGCUCUGUCUCGCAAACAUUGGAGACUGAGGGAAGCACCCAGGCAAUUGCCCACCCGCAGCCCAGACAGUCCAAAAAGAAGAAAAAGUCAAAGUCAGAGAAGAUUCAAGAGCUCGCCCAACAAGUUGUCGAUCAGGCCGUCAAUGGUGGUCAAGACAAAGAUAACACACGGAGGAGUCGUCGAUCACGACUUACCACGCCCGAGAAUGCUGAAGAGCUUGAAAUUGACCCUCAGGAGGUCUCCAUGUCUGAGCUGACAAAGGACAUCAAGGUUGGUCGCAAAUCCGAAACAGAAAAGCGAAUGCAAGAAAACUGGGUGGAAAUCAAGGAGCGGCGGAAGAAAGAUGUUGAAAAGCGCCGUGAAGCCGCCCGUGGAAAGAACACCGCCAAUGGAGAAGACCGGGAGCUUGAGGAGGCGCCUGUACCCAAGCAAAUCAUCGUGAAUGGAGUAAUCGUGGUCGCAAAUGAAUCGCGAGAGGUUGCUUUCGGUGCCGGCCUCGAGCAAGCUGCCAGAGAACAAGCGGACGUCGCAAUCGAAGACGACAGGAUCUACAAGUACGUGAACCAAGCCACCUUGGGCAAGAACGCAGGCCGUGAUAAACGGAGCAAAUGGGAUGAAUACACGACCAAUCUCUUCUAUCAAGGCCUCCGUAUGUUCGGCACCGAUUUUAGCAUGAUUGCCAACCUCUUCCCGGAAAGCGUCGACCGUGGCAUGGUGAAGAGGAAGUACCUAGCCGAAUUACAAAGCGACCCUGCGAGAGUCGAUACAUGCGUUACCGCGAAAGAAACAGUCAGUCUGGACAAGUAUGCCGCCAUGACAAACAUGGAGUUUGAAGAUCCGGAGAAGCUCAUGAAAGAACUUGAGGAAGAAGGGAAGCGAAUGAGGGAGGAGGAUGAAAAGAGGAGAGCGGACCAGGGAUAUGUCAUGACAAACGACGGCGCGGAUGUUCCACUACCGUCUACCGAGACCGACGAUGCUGGAGCUCAGACUGUCGUGGAAGAUGAGGACCAAGAUGAGGAUCCUGACAUACCUGCGUCUGCUCGAAGCGCUCAACCACCCAGUACAGCCAGAAGCCAGCGCAUUAAUGCUCUAGCCGAGAAGGUCGUUCAAGCUGCUGUGGCGCCAAAGAAGAAGCAGCAGCGAAGGACGCGAGAAUCGACCGGUGGUACGCGCGCCGGGCGAGGUGGCAAGAAAGGAAAGAGAGCGGCCGAGGGCAUUGAGGAGAGGAUAGGCCCCCUUGAUGAGAUGGAGCAUUAG
Cladophialophora yegresii CBS 114405 is the source of this 2067-nucleotide messenger RNA. RefSeq lists its product as uncharacterized. The transcript has a single exon. Gene Ontology annotation, cellular component: transcription factor TFIIIB complex. Gene Ontology annotation, molecular function: TFIIIC-class transcription factor complex binding. Bases 1 to 2067 code for a protein of 688 amino acids. NCBI's taxonomy places the organism in Eukaryota, Fungi, Ascomycota, Eurotiomycetes, Chaetothyriales, Herpotrichiellaceae. The record is from RefSeq and is a predicted model, not a curated record. Gene Ontology annotation, biological process: RNA polymerase III preinitiation complex assembly.